Apaloderma vittatum (bar-tailed trogon) is the source of this 2203-nucleotide messenger RNA. Its product is annotated as von Willebrand factor A domain-containing protein 8-like. Gene Ontology annotation, cellular component: cytoplasm. The transcript has 16 exons. The record is from RefSeq and is a predicted model, not a curated record. Gene Ontology annotation, molecular function: ATP hydrolysis activity; ATP binding. The annotation marks the transcript as partial. Lineage: Eukaryota; Metazoa; Chordata; Aves; Trogoniformes; Trogonidae.
GGAUACCACUGUACAAAGCCUUACCCUACAACCUUCAGUUAAAGACGGUCUUAUUAUAUAUGAAGAUUCACCACUGGUAAAAGCGGUGAAGUUUGGACAUAUUUUGGUAAUCGAUGAGGCAGACAAAGCACCAACAAAUGUUACCUGUAUCUUAAAAACUUUAGUAGAAAGUGGGGAAAUGGUCUUGUCAGAUGGAAGGCGAAUUGUUGCCAAUCAUUCUCAUGUAGAGGGGAGAGAAAAUGUAAUAGUUAUUCAUCCUGAUUUUAGAAUGAUAGUUCUCGCAAAUAGACCUGGAUUUCCUUUCUUGGGUAAUGACUUUUUUGGCACAUUAGGGGACAUUUUUAGUUGCCAUGCUGUUGAUAAUCCCAAACCAGAGUCUGAACUGGCUAUGCUUAGGCAAUAUGGUCCUGAUGUUCCAGAGGCGAUUCUUCAGAAACUGGUGGCUGCUUUUGGAGAGCUCAGGAGCUUAGCUGACCAAGGAACUAUUAACUAUCCCUAUUCAACUAGAGAAGUUGUGAAUAUUGUAAAACAUUUACAGAAAUUUCCAACUGAAGGACUGGCAAAUGUUGUUCGAAAUGUGUUUGACUUUGAUUCCUACAACAACGAAAUGCGUGAAAUUUUAAUCAACGUUUUGCACAAACAUGGGAUACCUAUUGGAGCAAAGCCGACCAAUGUACAGCUGGCCAAGGAACUGCCAUUACCAGAUCACAAAUUUAUGGGCUACUGGAAAGUCAAUCAGCCAGGGAAUGCACAAGAGAAACUGCUGUGUCCAACAGAAACUCAAAAAAUAGAUGUAAAGGGCCCUGUGUACUUAAAUAUUCAAGGAUUUCCGCUGGAACGACAUGAAGCCAGGUCCCUCAGUUUCACAGAAGAACUCGCUUUUUGGACACUGCCUUUGGGUGAAAUUAACAUUGUUUGCGAUGUCACAGUAACAAAAGAAGAGGAAGCUGAAAAUGUUCUUUAUGUUACUACAUGCAAUCCUGUUUCCUUAUACUUCAUGAAUGUUUCUAGUAAGAGUGGAUACUUUGUGGAUCUUUAUGACCUCUUCCCAAGAACAGUUGGAAGUGUCUGGCAACCUUUUGUGACUGCAGCACCGCUGGGACAUCCACUCAAAGGUCAAGUGGUUCUACAUGAAGAGGAGAGCAACGUCGUGUUGUUGCUGGAUACAAACAAUGGUACCCUUCGCCGACUGUUGCUUACACUAGAUGAUCAGGAGUCUCCUAAGAGAACAGCUUGGUGGGGCAGCAAAGAAGAGAUGAGCAACUACAAAAUGUGCCGAGAGUUUUCACACAAAAACUGGCUGGUGUUCUACAAAGAAGCAGGAAACCGCCUUAUUGUACUGGAUGUAUUAGAAGGUCAAACUCAUACCAUCUCGCUUCCGAUCAAUCUGAAAUCUCUUUUCCUGGCAGCUGAAGACCGGUGGCUCUUAGUGGAAAAUGAAACAAAUCAGAAAUUUCUUUUAACCAAGCGUGCCCAUAUGGAAGCUGAAGACAGUGAGGUUUGCCAGCUGUAUGCAUUGAGUGAAGAGCCAGCUGACGUGGGAUUUGGCUUAACAACGGCUUCAGAACUGUGUGUGCCACAUGCAGUUUCAAGUGACCAGCUCUCUUCAGAGAACCUCAGUGCAGCUGUGGGACAAAAGAUCAGCUCCCCCAACAGGAUUUUUGCGGAUGAACAGAGUUAUGCUACUAUUGUUGUCGGUUUCCCAGACCUCUUGUCUCCUAGUGAAGUGUAUAGCUGGAAAAGAAACUCCUCUCUGAGUCACAAACGUGCUCCUCCUUCUGAUUCAUUUUAUUAUGGAGCCCGGAGGAAAACAGGAGCUGCAAAACAAACCAAUUGUGUGACUUUAUUGGCUUCUAAUCAAAUAGCCAGAAUUUUAGCACCUGGAGAUGUGCCUCUGAAAGACAUUUACCCAAAAGAUGUCACUCCUCCACAAGCUGCUGGGUACCUGGAAGUAACUGAUCUUAACUCAAAGAAAAUCAAAUACAUUGCUAUUCCUAGCUCGCAAUCUCUCUCUCCAUAUACAUCUUGGCUCUCUCAGAUAUCGGACGCUGAUGCCCUGUUGGCACCACUGGGACAAGUAGGUUUGGUUACUGUGGACUUGGGAGGUGGUGUAAGGCUUUGGGAGACGGGGCUGGACAGCCUCCAGCGGUCCCUGCAGGACUGGAGGAACAUGAUCGGCGAAGAAGAUGGUCGUCCUGUGCAG